Telopea speciosissima is the source of this 2006-nucleotide messenger RNA. Its product is annotated as GDP-L-galactose phosphorylase 2-like. Lineage: Eukaryota; Viridiplantae; Streptophyta; Magnoliopsida; Proteales; Proteaceae. Bases 386 to 1726 code for a protein of 446 amino acids. The record is from RefSeq and is a predicted model, not a curated record. Gene Ontology annotation, molecular function: GDP-D-glucose phosphorylase activity. Gene Ontology annotation, cellular component: cytoplasm. The transcript has 7 exons. Gene Ontology annotation, biological process: glucose metabolic process.
GCAGAAGGUGAGUGAGAGAGAGGGAGAUAGAGGAAGGGAUUCAGGGGUUGGAAUUAAAUCUUUAUGCACUUGAUCAUAAUUGUUGCAGAGGAAAAGCAAAGGAAAAGGGGUAAAACCCAGUUUGCAGAGUUGUAGACAUCACGGCUAUAUAUAGAGUUCUCCGGCCUCUCAUUCAUGUCCAAGCUGUACGACGUAAGGGUUGUGUAGUCGAAACUAGCAACCCUUCGCCGCACGGAGGACGUGGUGCUCUGCCUUCCGAAGGCGGGAGCCCAUCCGAUCUUCUCUUUCUUGCCGGCGGCGGCCGUCCUUCAUUCUCUUUCUCCUUCUAACUGUACACUUUACUAAUUAAGCAUAUUAGAAGAAAGAUUAGAUUAAGAGAUUAGUCAUGAUGUUGAAGAUCAAAAGAGUUCCCACUCUGCUUUCCAAUUACCAGAAGGAGGAGUCGGAGGGGUCUGGUUGUGGUCGGAAUUGUCUGGGCAAGUGUUGCGUUCGAGGCAUGAAGCUCCCUCUGUACGCUUUCAAGCCCAUGGACAAGAUGGUUCAUGAGAAGGAUAUGAUCGGAGAUGAGAAGAGAGAGCCGCCGGUGGCUUUUCUGGAUUCCCUCCUUCUUGGAGAGUGGGAGGAUCGCAUGCAGAGAGGACUCUUCCGCUACGAUGUCACUGCCUGUGAAACCAAGGUGAUACCGGGUGAGUACGGCUUCAUCGCUCAAUUGAACGAAGGCCGCCAUCUUAAGAAGAGACCCACCGAGUUCCAAGUUGAUAAGGUUCUCCAGCAAUUUGAUGGGAAGAAAUUCAAUUUCACAAAAGUUGGGCAGGAGGAAGUGCUCUUCCAGUUUGAACAGAGUGAGGAUGAUGAAGCUAACUUCUUCCCAUAUGCUCCAAUUGAUAUUGAUAACAGUCCUAGUGUUGUUGCCAUCAAUGUGAGCCCUAUUGAGUAUGGGCAUGUCCUUUUAAUCCCUCGAAUUCUCGAGUGUUUGCCACAAAGGAUCGAUCAUGAGAGCUUCUUGCUUGCUCUCCAUAUGGCAGUGGAAGCAGAGAAUCCAUAUUUCCGGCUGGGUUACAACAGCUUGGGUGCCUUUGCCACCAUUAAUCAUCUUCAUUUUCAGGCUUAUUAUUUAGCUAUGCCCUUUCCGAUUGAGAAGGCACCCAGCCGAAAAAUCACCACCUUCCAUGGUGGUGUGAAGAUCUCUGAACUGUUGAAUUAUCCAGUCAGGGGUCUUGUCUUCGAGGGUGGCAAUACUCUGCUUGACUUGUCUAAUGCCGUCUCGGGUUCCUGCAUUUGCCUUCAAGACAACAACAUCCCUUACAAUGUCCUCAUCUCUGAUUCUGGGAGAAGGAUCUUUCUCUUCCCUCAGUGUUACGCUGAGAAGCAGGCUCUUGGCGAAGUGAGUACAGAGCUACUGGACACUCAAGUAAACCCAGCAGUGUGGGAAAUUAGUGGACACAUGGUGUUAAAGAGGAAGCAGGACUACGAGGAGGCUUCUGAGGAAAAUGCUUGGAAGCUCCUUGCAGAGGUAUCCCUAUCUGAAGAAAGGUUCCAAGAGGUCAAAGAUCUCAUCUUUGAAAGAAUUGCUUGCAAAGAUUAUGAAAAUGGAAAUUUGAACCUGACAAUGGCUGAUGAAGAUGAUGAUGGCUCACCCCAGAGUCCCAAUGAAAUAGAUGCCAUGAAGAACGGAACUUAUACUAAAAUGGUUCCUGGGGAACAGGAAUGUGUGGUUCUGCAAUAGUGAGAUAUGUCAUAUAUGUGAACAUCUCUGCUUAAUUUAGCAUAGUAUUUACAGUUGUUUAAGUUUAUAUUGUCUUGUAUAUCGUGUGUUAUUGAAGUAACUAAAGAAAGCGAACUGGUUUGCUUCUACUAUGCUCAGUGUGAUGAGCCUAGGCUCAAGGGUCUUGUGAGUUGAUAUUAUAUGUCUAUAUGUAUUUUCUCAGAUAAUGAAAUAAGAGUCUGGCUUUGGUGUGUUCGUCUAGUGUGGAGUGUGCUAAUGAUUUUCUGCAUAUUUCAGUUCU